Molecule: messenger RNA, 1601 nt
Organism: Scaptodrosophila lebanonensis
Lineage: Eukaryota; Metazoa; Arthropoda; Insecta; Diptera; Drosophilidae
Product: lipase 3-like
Exons: 2
Coding region: 1-1158 (385 amino acids)
Biological process (GO): lipid metabolic process
Molecular function (GO): hydrolase activity, acting on ester bonds
Source: RefSeq, a predicted model, not a curated record
AUGCAGUUUAUUUUCUUUGGUCUAUUAUGUCUUAUUUCGAAAUUAGUAAACAAUCCUGAAUGGAAAUCGGAUGGACGCAUACGCUCCCAUGGAUAUCCGGCGGAAAGACAUACGGUUACCACUCAGGAUGGUUACGUGCUGACUCUGUUCCGCAUACCCUACUCCCACAAGCUACAGAAUCAGAAUGCGAAGCGUCCAGCGGUUCUGCUACAGCACGGACUCUUUAGUAAUUCCGACGCUUGGUUGUGCAGUGGACCAGACAACUCGCUGGCCUAUCUAUUGGCCGAUGCCGGCUACGAUGUCUGGCUAGGAAACGCACGCGGCAAUAACUAUUCAAAGAAAAAUAAAAUGGUUUCAGUGAAUAGUCCGAAGUUUUGGCACUUUGACUGGCACGAGAUCGGCACCAUUGAUAUUCCGGCUAUGAUUGAUUAUAUCCUGGAAGAGACAGGCCAGUCACAAGUGCACUACGCUGGUCACUCCCAAGGCACAACCGUCUAUUUGGUCAUGCUUUCAGAGCGUCCGGAAUAUAAUGCCAAGAUCAAGUCCGGCCAUCUCUUGGCGCCCUGUGCUUUCUUUGAGCAUGCUCCUUCUAUGGCUUUCAAAUUGUUUGCGCCGGCCCUGGGUAAUCCCUAUAACGCUUUCAGUAAAGGUUUAGUUGAUAAAGAGUUUUUGCCUUUUACCUUGGGAAUUAGUCCUUUGUUGGAUUUGUUUUGCGGUGAUCGAACCAAGUACUAUAGGAGCUUCACGGACUAUUAUAAAAACUCUAAUAUGAGCUCACUCGCGGUACUAAGAAAAACUCAUUUUGCGGGAAAUUCGAAUAAUCAGGUCCUACAUUACAUGCAACUGUGGAUAUCGAAAAAGUUCCGUCAGUACGAUUGGGGUCUCGAAAAGAACAGAGAACUUUAUGGCCAGGACAUGCCACCGGAUUACGACCUCAGCAAAAUAACUGCUGCCACACACGCCUAUACCGCCCACAACGAUGAUAAGUGUGGACCUCAGGAUGUCGAAACUUUGGUGUCUAGUUUCCCCCAUUUGAUUGAGCAUCAUCGUAUACCAUUGGAGAGUUUCAGUCAUUUAGAUUUUAUUACAGCCAUCAACAUGAAAGAAUUGGUCAAUGAUUUGGUUGUUAAACGUAUAAAUCUUUAUGAAGGUCGAUAAGAAGUUAUCAAUAGAAUUUAAAAAAAAAGAAUUUAAAUCGAUUAGAUUAUAUUUACGAGUAUAUGAAUGUGUAGGGAUUAACCUUUAGCAGACCUGCUUUGGUUUACUUAUCUAAUCGAAUUGUUUAACAUUAAUAGUUGUCUGCCUAUGAAUGCUUAUAAAUAUGCGUAUUCAUGGUAAAUCAAAUUAUACUGCUGUCUUAAGGGGAGUUUUGUAAUGUCGAUGGUACUAUCUAAGUAUAAAUAGUGCCACUAUAAUCAGCUGAAUGGAAUCAUAUUAUCUAGGUAAUGCGUUUCAAUGCAGAAAAGCACUUCUGCUACGCCUCUAUUAGGGCAGUCCCACUUAUAAACUAUUGUGUCUAAUAUAUUAUACAGAGUGAACAAUUUUAAGGAGAUCACUAUAUGCUCAUGAAAUAUAGCUUUCAUUAUUGUACAUGUUCUAAA